AUGGCUGCGCAAUCAAAGCCUGAGAUCUCCCCCUGGGGCCGCGCUGUCGCUGGAGCUACAGGUGCUGUUCUUGCGAACGCGCUGGUCUACCCCCUUGAUAUUGUCAAGACUCGUCUUCAAGUUCAAGUCAAGCCCGAUCCUUCAAAAGGCCCUUCCUCAUCCGAUGAACCACACUACACCUCGACAUGGGAUGCCAUCUCGCGUAUUGUCGCCGAUGAUGGAGUCAAGGGCCUCUAUGCUGGCAUGAAUGGCUCUCUCAUUGGUGUCGCCUCAACCAACUUUGCCUACUUCUACUGGUACACCAUUGUCAGGACCCUGUAUCUCAAGUCUCGCAAGACAGACGUCCACCCCUCCACCGUGGUCGAACUCGCUUUGGGUGCUGUCGCCGGAGCCAUUGCCCAGGUCUUUACCAUUCCUGUUGCUGUUGUUACCACGCGCCAGCAGACGGCAAGCAAAAGCGACCGCAAAGGUCUCAUAGACACCGCUCGUGAGGUCAUCGAUGGUCCAGAUGGUGUAUCGGGUCUCUGGCGCGGUCUGAAGGCCAGUCUCGUCCUUGUCGUCAACCCUGCCAUCACUUAUGGCGCAUACGAGCGACUAAAGGACGUCCUCUACCCUGGCAAGACCAACCUGAGACCAGCGGAAGCAUUCUUACUGGGAGCCAUGUCCAAGGCGCUCGCAACCAUUGCUACUCAACCACUUAUCGUGGCUAAAGUUGGUCUUCAGUCCAAGCCUCCACCGGUCCGAAAUGGCAAGCCCUUCACCAGUUUUGUCGAGGUGAUGAAGUUCAUCAUUGAGCACGAAGGUAUCCUGGGUCUUUUCAAGGGUAUUGGACCGCAGAUCUUGAAGGGGCUCAUCGUCCAAGGCAUCCUCAUGACCACAAAGGAGAGGGUUGAGCUCAUGUUCGUACUUUUGAUCCGAUAUAUCAAAUCUAUUCGCCUUCAGAAACUCGGCAAGACAGCUGAGAAGACUGCAGCUGCAGCCGCCGCACACAGCGUUGCGGCUAAACCCGUCACAACAGCAUAG
This is a messenger RNA of Fusarium musae, 1023 nucleotides long. RefSeq lists its product as uncharacterized. The transcript is spliced from 4 exons. Bases 1 to 1023 code for a protein of 340 amino acids. Gene Ontology annotation, biological process: transmembrane transport. Lineage: Eukaryota; Fungi; Ascomycota; Sordariomycetes; Hypocreales; Nectriaceae. The record is from RefSeq and is a predicted model, not a curated record.